Molecule: messenger RNA, 531 nt
Organism: Sabethes cyaneus
Lineage: Eukaryota; Metazoa; Arthropoda; Insecta; Diptera; Culicidae
Product: ribonuclease PH-like
Exons: 1
Coding region: 1-531 (176 amino acids)
Biological process (GO): rRNA catabolic process; tRNA processing
Molecular function (GO): tRNA nucleotidyltransferase activity; tRNA binding
Source: RefSeq, a predicted model, not a curated record
AUGCUGCCCCGCGCCACCCAUACGCGUGGCAAUCGUGAAGCCGCCAAAGGCAAGCAAUCGGGCCGCACGCAGGAAAUCCAGCGUUUGAUUGGUCGCGCCCUGCGCGCCUGCGUCGAUCUGCGCGCCCUUGGCGAAAUGACCAUCACCCUCGAUUGCGACGUGCUCAAUGCCGAUGGCGGCACGCGUUGCGCCGCCAUCACCGGCGCCUGGGUCGCCCUUGCCAUUGCACUCGACAAGCAGAUCAAGGCUGGCACGCUCAAGCGCUCGCCUCUGCGUGCGCAGGUUGCCGCCGUUUCCUGCGGCCUGACCGAAGCUGGCCCGGUGCUGGAUCUCGACUAUGUCGAAGACAGCUCUGCCCAGGCAGACACGAAUUUCGUGCUGACCAGCGAAGGCGGCAUCGUCGAAAUUCAGGGCACCGCUGAAGACGCCCCGUUCAGCGAAGCCGAGUUCAACGCCCUUAUGGCACUCGCCAAGACCGGCACGGCACGUCUGUUCGAGAUCCAGCGCGCCGCACUCGAGAGCGUUGCAUGA